Messenger RNA from Thalassophryne amazonica, 1410 nucleotides. RefSeq names its product LSM family member 14B (gene lsm14b). The record is from RefSeq and is a predicted model, not a curated record. Gene Ontology annotation, molecular function: mRNA binding. The transcript has 8 exons. Bases 1 to 1017 code for a protein of 338 amino acids. NCBI's taxonomy places the organism in Eukaryota, Metazoa, Chordata, Actinopteri, Batrachoidiformes, Batrachoididae.
AUGAGUUCAGCAAAGCCCUACAUUGGCUGUAGAAUUGGCUUAAUUUCCAAAGCUCAAAAUCGUUAUGAGGGAAUCUUGUACACAAUUGAUAAAGUCAAUUCCACAGUAGUUCUGGCAAAAGUUAAGUGUUUAGGGACGGAGGGACGACCUACAGACCGACCGACGCCGCCCAGAGAUGACGUCUAUGAUUACAUCACUUUCCGGGGGAGUGAUAUUAAGGAUAUUGUUCUGUGUGAGCCUCUGAGAUCUCACAGUGGCCUACCUCCUGAUCCGGCUAUCAUUCAGUCGAGUGCAGGCUCAGCGUAUGUGCAGCCACACCCAACUGUAGCCCCUUUUAGUCCUGUAAGGAUGCCUCUCUACAACACGCUUGGUGCAAACGCUCUGAUUAAUCAGCAGUAUGCUGCAGCUCUUGGCUACGCACCUAGGCAGAGGCAAGGCUUCCAGGAACAGCAGGGGAAAGGAGCCACAGAGGACUGGGGGGAGAAAGCACCCAAAUCAGAAACAAGGACAACUCCAGAGGUAUCCGCUACCCAGCAGGAAAAAUCUCAACCAAAGACUGGAAAUAACAGGCCGGCACCCACAGGAAGACAAGGAGCUCGUAGGCGCAGGGUCCGUAAUAGAGGCCAGCUGAUGGUACCAAAAGUUCCAUUUGCCACCCUUAAGUUUGACACAGACUUUGAUUUUGACUUGUCAAACGCCCAGUUCAAUAAGGAGGAGCUACAGCGGGAGAUCCAGGACAGACUGAAAAUAAGAGAUGAAAAUGAGGAAGACGGGGAACUGGAUUCUGAUGCAGAGGCUAAUGCCAAUGGCCUAAAAUGCUACUACAACAAAGCAAAAUCUUUCUUUGACAACAUCUCAUCUGAUAACUUCAGAUUAACAUGGGCAGAGGAGCGGAAGCGCAAUCUGGAGACCUUUGGGGUUGCUGGCCGGUUUCUGAAGAGUCGGGGUUUCCGAAGUGGGCACACUGGAAGAAGAGGUCGAGGAGGUGCUAUUAGAAUGCCGAGUGGACGGCUGUAAAGGUUUUGAAUUGUGUGCAUUGAUGCCAGCAGUGUGUUGGUAAAUGCUGCCUCAUGAUAGACAUUGAAACUUGUUCAACUUGAGGCUUUUCUUGAUCUUCAUAAUGAAUCUUUUCAACCCUAACUGAGUUUAUUGCACAAGUUUUCUCUUGCCUUCAAGCUACUGGCUUAAAGCUUAUUUUCUGUUAUUCCCAAUAAUUAACUCUUUCUGUUGCUUGAAGACUUAAUUUCUCAAUAGUUUGGUAGAUUUAUAAAUCUAAUUUUCUUUGAAUAGUGACCCCCCCCACCACCACCCCUGAAUGUGUUGUGAAUGUCGACAUGUGACCUUAAACUGCUCAAUGUGCAUGGUUUCCUUUGUCUCUGAAGCAGUAUGUAAAUAAACUAAUUCCCAAAU